CAGCCAGUCAACAUCAUACCCACAUAGCAUGGCGUCGACCAAGGUGUUCGGCGGGUACCAUGCCAUCGCGCUACCGCUGCCGCACAGCUCGUUCCAGCGUUUCAUCUACGCCAAGCAGCACGACGCCAAGCCUGGUUCUCAUACUGAGUCCGUUCUCGCCACUGGUCGCACCGCGUACGUUGUGAAUCUGCCUGUUCAUGCGUCUGAGAAAUGGCUGCGCGCGUGUUUGGAGCCUCUGGGCGCCAUCCAGCACGUCGUAGCGGGAUCAGGAGGUCUAUUCGACGAAGAAGACGAGGAAGAAGAUGAUUUAAAUGAAAACGCGGUCAACCGCACGGCCCACGUAGUGUUUAAAACCGAGGAAUCGCUGGACAAGAUGCUACAGGCGGACGCUCUGGAGACGCCUGCACCGAGUAAACCCUGUGGACUGCAAGCGUAUGCGGCCAAGUACCGUCGCAACCGUCCGGGAUUAUCGGUGAUCAAGGAGAUGACAGACCGCUACAUGGCGUCGUUCGACGAGAUGGAGGCGGAAGACUUGCGUCGUCGCGAGGAGCUGAAGAGCCAGGUGGAUGACGACGGAUUCCAAACGGUAGUAAACACCAAGAAGCGCGGUAUUGUGCAGACGGAGGAGGUGCUGGCCAGACCUGCCAAGAAGCAGAAGAGCAAGGAGCUCGACAACUUUUACAGGUUCCAGACGCGCGAGAAGAAGCGAGAUCAACUCAAAACACUUCGUGAACGGUUUGAAGAGGAUCGUCAGCUGGUAGAGAAGAUGAAGAAGGCCAACAAGUUCAGACCCGAGUAAAGCCAUAUCUCUCAACAAGUGACUCUUUUUACGUAGACGAUACCACAGUCUUCAGUGCCAGUAGCCAUCAUAUCUCUUUAGAUCUUGACCACGUUGUCGUAGAGCGGUACGUCGCCAGCCUCGGAGAAAUACUCGAGGAACUCACGCACCUUGGUGGGCCACUCGACGCCCUUGACGAGCGUAAGACCGCGCAGACGACCGAACAGAUCCAGAUCGUCGUAGCUCAGCUCGGCGUUGACCGAGUGGUUCGAGUGCAGCAUAAGCUCGAGUUCCUUGAGCAGCUGGUUGACCUGCUUAACGAUCUCCGGGGACUUAGCGAGGUUCUCGCUAAACGAGCCGAAGCUCUUCUCCUUC
This is a messenger RNA of Phytophthora nicotianae INRA-310, 1153 nucleotides long. RefSeq lists its product as hypothetical. NCBI's taxonomy places the organism in Eukaryota, Oomycota, Peronosporomycetes, Peronosporales, Peronosporaceae. Gene Ontology annotation, biological process: rRNA processing; ribosomal small subunit assembly. Gene Ontology annotation, cellular component: CURI complex; UTP-C complex. Bases 29 to 799 code for a protein of 256 amino acids. Gene Ontology annotation, molecular function: nucleic acid binding. The transcript is spliced from 3 exons. The record is from RefSeq and is a predicted model, not a curated record.